AUGGCUACAAGCAAAUCACCACAGGAAGACGUUUCUUCCCCCGUGGAUCUCGACAAUGUCGCUCUACCUGUGCCACGGAAAGAAAAUAUCCUCUUCAAAUUACGCCAUGAUCCUUGGUUUCAAAUUGUGCUCGUUUCUUUCAUUUCCUUCUGCAACCCAGGAAUGUACAAUGCGUUGGCGGGAAUGGGAGGCUCAGGCCAAGUCAACAGCACAGUCUCAGCAAACGCCACAGUCGCGACGCACGCGUGCACAGCUGGUGCCGCGCUUUUCGUGGUCGGUGCUUUCUACAAGUACACGGGACCUCGUCUACUGCUUCUCCUCGGCGGCUGGACCUAUGCCUUGUACGCUGGCGCACUACUCAGCUCAGACCGAACCACGAAUGGCGGUCCAUUUGUGAUUGCCUCCGGAGCACUGCUAGGUCUGGGUGCGGCUUUCUUCUGGGUAGCCCAAGGGACUAUUAUGGUCACUUACAGCACGGACCAGACAAGAGGCAGAGCCAUCGGUCUUUUUUGGGUCAUUUUCAAUCUGGGCGGGACCAUCGGUUCGCUGGCCAGCUUUGGACUUAACUACCAUUCCAAAUCUGGCACCGUCACAGAUUCGACAUACAUCGCAUUCAUUGUCAUUAUGCUUUUUGGCUGGGCGUGCUCCAUGUUUGUGUGCUCAACCGAAACACUGUCUGACAGAUAUAGCGGUGCUCGUAUUGCCCGCGAGUCAAAGGCUCUGAGCUGGCAGAGUCUGAAAGCUACAGCGAUGCAGACCCUGCGGAUUAUUCUCAACUGGAAACAUAUAUGUCUUUACCCCAUGUUCUUCAACGCCAAUAUUUUCUACUCCUAUCAACAAAACGAUGUUAAUGGCAUGACCUUCAACUUGCGCACCCGCUCGCUCAACAGCGCCCUUUAUUGGAUUGCCCAGAUGUUUGGAGGUCUUCUAAUGGGGGUGUUGCUAGAUCUUCCCAGAUUAAACCGCCGAACACGAGCUCAAAUUGGUUGGGGAGUUUUGUUUAUAUCCGGUAUGGCCAUCUGGGGUGGCGGAUACAAAUUCCAGAUUUGGGAUGACCAACGUCUUCGGCUGGGUUUGAAACAAGACAUCGACUACAAGGACGGCAGCAAAUUCCUAGGUCCUAUGUUUCUCUACUUCUUCUACGGCGCAUACGAUGCAUUUUGGCAAGGCUUCUGCUACUGGAUUAUGGGAGCCCAAUCACACGACCCAGUCGUCACCGCGGUUAUUGUGGGUUCAUACUCGGCACUUAAGCCAGCCGGAGGCGCAAUGGCCUGGAGAAUUAAUGCUGAAGGGAUUAGUCCCAUGAUUCAGUUUGCUAUGAAUUGGGGGCUGACUAUCGGCAGUUUGCUGGUAGCCAUUCCGACGGUCAUGACAAUUCAGAAGACCAACUAUGCAUCUGAUGAGAUAACCCAUGAUAUGAAAGAACCCGAGGAGACUGAUGUAUAA
Messenger RNA from Penicillium verhagenii, 1446 nucleotides. RefSeq names its product major facilitator superfamily domain-containing protein. Lineage: Eukaryota; Fungi; Ascomycota; Eurotiomycetes; Eurotiales; Aspergillaceae. The transcript has a single exon. Gene Ontology annotation, molecular function: transmembrane transporter activity. Gene Ontology annotation, biological process: transmembrane transport. The record is from RefSeq and is a predicted model, not a curated record. The coding region runs from base 1 to 1446 and encodes 481 amino acids.